Corticium candelabrum is the source of this 1842-nucleotide messenger RNA. RefSeq names its product TNF receptor-associated factor 3-like. Bases 93 to 1616 code for a protein of 507 amino acids. The record is from RefSeq and is a predicted model, not a curated record. Gene Ontology annotation, biological process: tumor necrosis factor-mediated signaling pathway; regulation of apoptotic process; protein K63-linked ubiquitination. The transcript is spliced from 8 exons. Gene Ontology annotation, molecular function: protein binding; zinc ion binding. NCBI's taxonomy places the organism in Eukaryota, Metazoa, Porifera, Homoscleromorpha, Homosclerophorida, Plakinidae.
CCACAACAUGGCGGACAGCAUGUCUAUAUCUCUCACACAUUUGCUUGCAGCCAUUCAGUUUUGAACUUCAAGCGUGCGCAGUCGCGAUCACAAUGUCUGAUCGAUCAAGAUACGUUAUCUCACAACCGAAACACGAUUCACAAUCAACUGAUCGUAUGGCAGCAUCAAGUCACGGUCCUACAGGCUACAAUGCUCAGUUCGACCCACCACUUGACAAGAAACAUGAAUGUCCGUUGUGUCUGUAUGCCUUACGUGAUCCAAUACAGGCGCCUUGUGGGCACCGCUUUUGCACAAGUUGCAUCAAGAAUGUUCUACUUCAAGCUAAAUCAAAAUGUCCUUUAGACAAUGAGCCACUCAGGCAAGAUGAAAUAUUUCCGGACAACUUUUGCAGGCGUGAGGUGCUGAGCCUCACUGUAUUGUGUUCGAACAAAGAGUCUGGUUGUUCAUGGAAAGGACGGUUAAAGGAGUUGGAGAAACACGACACCACUUGUGACUACACGGUGGUAACAUGUAACAACGAAGGAUGUGAUAGCAAAGUCUCUCGAAUGAACUUGCAAACUCAUUUAACCGACUGCAAGUUUCGUCUUGCUGCUUGUCGACUUUGUAAGCAAGAGAUUGUUCUUGAGUUAGAGACGGAACAUCAUCAAAAUGAGUGUCCUGAAUUUGAGGUUUUAUGUGAGAACACGUGUGGUCAAUACAUCAAACGGAAAGACUAUUCUGAUCAUUGCAAAGUAUCAUGUCAGUGGCUUAAAGAGUUUGACCGUCAGUUUGCAUCUGUUGGCUGUCAAUUUGAAGGUGUGCGAUCUGAAUUGCGAUUGUCAUCUGAACACACGACUCAGAAUGAUCAAUUGAAGCGUCUGUCCUCUACUGUGGAUGACCAGAACAGAGCUAUCAGUGACCUCUGUGGCACAGUUCGUGAUUUGACUUUGAGUUUGAAAAGGGCUCAGACUGAAAAAAAAGAUAUAUUAUUAAAUCAGGAAGUGAUAAAGAUCGCGUCUCAAGUGUCUGCUCUCUAUCAACAGCAUAUUGCAGUGCAGGGAAAAGUUACUUCUAUUGAACAAAGGCAGCUUAUGAUCGAAAGGAACUUAGCUGUCAGAGACAACGCAUUUGCUGAACACGACGUACGACUACUGUCUCUUGAAAUGACGUUUUAUGAUGGAGUAUUGCGAUGGAAGAUCACCGAAUUUAGUCGAAAGAAACGUGAAGCAGUAGCAGAGAAACGUUUGUCUAUAUACAGUCCACCAUUCUUUACCAGUCGGACGGGAUACAAAAUGUGUGCACGAAUAUAUCUAAAUGGAGACGGCUUGGGAAAGAACACACACGUGAGUCUCUUUAUUGUCAUAAUGAAGGGAGAGUUUGAUGCUCUGCUGCCGUGGCCAUUUCAGCAGAGAGUCACGUUUACGUUGAUAGAUCAGGAACGUCGACAUCAUCUCAGUGACACGUUUCAACCAGACCCGGCAAGCUCGAGUUUUCAGCGUCCGGUGAAUGACAUGAAUGUAGCUUCAGGUUGUCCUCUGUUUGUUUCUCUGGAUACUCUUCUAGCUGGCCGAUUCAUCAAAGACGAUACAAUGUUUGUUCGAAUUGCCAUUGACACUAGAGAUUUGGAUCAUCUGUAAUCAUCCAUGAUCCUCUUAACAGUUAUUCCAGCUGACAUUUUUAUUGCUGCUUACAUUACGGAUACUUAGCUACUGAAAAGUUGAUUCAGUUUGGAAUUAUGUUUUAUACAUUAUGAAUUGAUCUGGUCGGACUUGGUUAUUUUGUAUCAUUUUUACAUACAGCACCAUGUAAUGCAUUUGCAGUUAAUUGUUAGAUAAAUAAAAUAGCUGAGUUGUGUUGUGUUUA